Molecule: messenger RNA, 2530 nt
Organism: Selaginella moellendorffii
Lineage: Eukaryota; Viridiplantae; Streptophyta; Lycopodiopsida; Selaginellales; Selaginellaceae
Product: probable 2-carboxy-D-arabinitol-1-phosphatase
Exons: 12
Coding region: 123-1685 (520 amino acids)
Biological process (GO): proton transmembrane transport
Cellular component (GO): proton-transporting V-type ATPase, V1 domain; membrane
Molecular function (GO): proton-transporting ATPase activity, rotational mechanism; phosphatase activity
Source: RefSeq, a predicted model, not a curated record
AUAGUCUAGGGUUCGAAUCUCGACACAAAGUUUUGAGGUUCGAAUCUCCUGAAUUACACAUUAAAAUUCGAAGGUUCGAAUCUCUUCAAGUAAAGAAAGUUUAAGGAAGUUCUAAGCCAGCGAUGGCGGCAUCGCUUGGCGCAGCAUUUCCAGGGAUUUCCAGCUCCUUCUCGAGGGAUCGCGAGCAUCAUCGCCGGCGUGGCCAUGGAGGAGUCCCUGUUGCGGCUAACAGCAGUGGAGGCGGGGGUGGGAUCAAGACUUCGACGUCCCCAGUGGGGGAUUUCGGGCUCAAUCUGGCGGAAUACGAGGCGCUGCCAUCGAUUCAAGCUCCCAAGCGUGUUGUUCUUGUCCGCCAUGGCCAGAGUACGUGGAAUGAGGUAGGACGCAUCCAAGGCAGCUCCGAUUUCGCUGUUCUCACGCCCAAAGGUGAGAUUCAAGCCGAGACUUCCAGGCAGAUGUUGAUUGGGGACUCCUUUGAUGCCUGCUUUCACAGCCCACUCGCAAGGGCCAAACGAACAGCGGAGAUAAUAUGGGCUGCGAGACCACGUCCAAUGUUGUCAGUGGAUGACCUUCGUGAGAUUGAUCUCUAUGCUUUUCAGGGUCUAAUGAAGAAUGAAGGAAAACAGCGUUAUGGUGAUGCAUAUAGGAAAUGGCAAAUCGAUGCUCCCAACUUUGUCAUUGAUGGUCACUUUCCAGUCCGAGAACUUUGGGUCCGGGCACAGAAUUGUUGGAGCAGGAUUUUAAGCUCCCAAGGCUCUUCAAUUCUUGUGGUGGCUCACAAUGCUGUGAACCAGGCACUUGUUGCCACUGCCGCUGGAUUGGGACCACAUUACUUUAGACAACUUUUGCAGAGCAACUGUGGAGUGACCGUGCUUGAUUUUACACCACGUUUUAGUGGUGAUGGGCCUCCAUACACUUGUCUCGACAGACUUAAUCAGACUCCAAGUCCACCAGUUGCUGCGGGUGGAGGAAGAAAAGCACGGUGCUGCCUUGUUCUUGUUUGCCACGGAGCUACUGAAAGUACUGUUCAGAAGCGAUUUCCAUCCUCGGACAAGGAAACCAUGAACAUGCUGGGAGUUAUUCAGUCACGUAAGACAGCAGAAUUACUGCUUGAUGUUAGAGCAGGAAACAUUUUUUCCGGUCCGCAACCUUGCUCUGUGAGCACGGCAGCUUCAAUCGCCGAGGUUCAAGAGGCUGCUGAUUGUCUGGGAGCUGACUGCGUUCCCAGAUACGUAGAGGUUCAAACACUACCUGAAUUAGACGACAUGAAUUGGGGAGCUUGGCAGGGGAAACUGAAAGAAGAAGUCGCCCAUCAUGAACGAUGGCAGGACUUUCUCCAGCACGAGACCGUCGAGGGAGCCGAAAGCUUGUCACACCUGUGGGAGCGAGCUGGAAACGCCUGGAAGAAACUCACGCUCAGCCUCAAGGAUCUGGAAGGCACAGAAAACAGCACGGCUGUGGUGGUGGCUCACGAGACGGUUCUCACGGCUUUGCUCGCCCACUGCCUCGAUCUCUCGCAGGCCUUCCUCGGAUCCUUUCGAUUGGACACCGCUGGAGUGUGCGUGAUCGAUUUUCCCGAUGGAUACUCCGGCAAGGGCGUGGUUCGCUGCUGGAACUACACGGCCCAUCUCGGGCGAUGGGCGGUCCCGGUUACGCGCCCAACGCUGGGAGACGAGGAGUUCUAAGGAGACGCGCGAAAGCAAAGAUUUUAAAUUUGAAGCUGGUCGGGGGUUCGAAACCCGGCAUAAGGGAACAAAAUCUAGUCUCCAAUUUAGGGUUCUUCGUUUGUUCCAUGGCGACGGUGGCAGCGCAGAUAUCCUCGCGCGGGGCGAAUCUCAUUGCUGUGAUUGCGGACGAGGACACCGUGACGGGAUUCUUGCUGGCAGGAGUAGGGAAUGUGGAUCUGCGCCGCAAGACGAACUAUCUCCUCGUGGAUUCCAAGACGACUGUCAAGACGAUUGAGGAGACAUUCCGGGAUUUCACCACCAGGGAGGACAUUGCCGUCAUCUUGAUCUCGCAAUACAUCGCAAACAUGAUUCGCCUCACGAUCGACGCCUACAGCAAUCCCAUACCCGCGAUUCUGGAGAUCCCGUCCAAGGAUCACCCCUACGAUCCAUCGCAAGACUCCAUCUUGUCUCGUGUCAAGCACAUGUUCUCCGGCGAGCCCGCGAGCGCUUCCAGACAAUAGGAAAGAUCUCUUCGCGAAUAAUAAACCCUAGCUGAGAUUUUAGGGUUCUUCGCGGCUAUGGAUACCAAGCAAUGGAUCGAGGCUGGGCUGAGGAAAUUCCAGGAAGUGAGGAGCCGGCGCCAGCAGCUCCGGAGCGAGGCUGCCGCGGAGGUGAUGGUGGAUCCUCGCGUCAUUCUCACCAGGAAGGCAAUCUACGCGCUCGCAAUCGGCUGGAUGGGCGCCUUGGGGUAUCUCUACACGAUCAAUCGAUCCUGGGACAAGGCCGCUGAGAAGUCCGCCGCCGCCGCCGCCGCCGCGAACAGCCGCCAGCGCGAUGGGAUCUAAUCGAUCGCUCUUUCUUUC